Saitoella complicata NRRL Y-17804 is the source of this 953-nucleotide messenger RNA. RefSeq names its product putative mitochondrial tricarboxylate transporter. NCBI's taxonomy places the organism in Eukaryota, Fungi, Ascomycota, Saitoellomycetes, Saitoellales, Saitoellaceae. The coding region runs from base 63 to 953 and encodes 296 amino acids. Gene Ontology annotation, biological process: mitochondrial citrate transmembrane transport. The record is from RefSeq and is a predicted model, not a curated record. The transcript has 3 exons.
CGUGCAUCCUCGAGGAGGACGACCGACGUCAGUCAGAUCGAUACAGAGACGAAACUGUCAGGAUGGCUACCGAUAAGAAGCAAAAGCCCUCCGCACUCCGCUCGAUCCUAGCAGGCGGUAUUGCCGGUGGUAUCGAAAUCGCAAUCACCUACCCCGCCGAAUUCGCCAAAACGUCCUAUCAACUCCGCGACUCCGGCGAUGGUAAGCCCCGUCUCCCACCCUUCGGGAAACAGUGGUACACGGGUUGCUCCACCGUCAUCAUCGGAAACUCCAUUAAAGCCGCCGUUCGAUUCCUCGCUUUCGAUACCUUCAAACACCUCCUCUCUAAAGAAGACGGAUCCAUUUCCGCGCCGGCGACGGUAUUGGCAGGUUUGGGUGCGGGUGUGAGUGAGAGUAUCUUUGCCGUCACCCCCUUCGAAUCAAUCAAAACCGCACUCAUCGACGAUCGCAAGGGACCUAACCCAAGACUCAACGGCUUCGUCCAUGGAACCUCCACAAUCAUCCGCGAAGGUGGGUUCAAGGCACUCUACAAAGGUCUCGUCCCUACAAUCGCACGUCAAGGUGCAAACUCGGCGGUUCGGAUGUCAUCCUACAACUUCAUGAAACAAGCAGCGACAAACUCCCUUUCCCCUGGCGAGAAACUCGGAACACUCUCCACCUUUGGAAUCGGAGCUACAGCGGGCGUGAUCACGGUCUACACAACUAUGCCCCUCGACGUGAUCAAGUCGCGUAUGCAGAGUUUGGCGGCAAAGACGGAGUAUAGGAAUUCGGCGCACUGUGCGUAUAGGAUCUUUACGGAGGAGGGCGUGCUGAGGUUCUGGAGCGGGGCUAUGCCGAGAUUGGCGAGAUUGGUUUUGAGUGGUGGUAUCGUAUUUACUGUGUACGAGAAGAUCAUUGACGUUUUCGAGAAGAGUAUGCCUCCAUCCCCCGGAAGUUAUUGGUAUCGUUGCUAA